ACCUCUUGCGGGGCACAAUUUCUUUUAUGCUUUGAUACCGCAAGCAUUCAAAUUAGAUUUUAUAUAUCGUUUUCUAUUAGACUGCUCUUCAUUGUUAUGGUUUAGUUGUUCUUUUGAGAAAGACAAAGAACUUGUUUUUCUUGUGCGUAACACGUUUCUCGCGCCUGCGCACUCCGCGUCUUCUCGUCGACGGCCUUCCGCCAUACUGUGCAAACGUGUGGGAAUCGGUCUUCCAAGCCGGCAAAUUGCUUUGGUCAAGACUGGAGAUCAGAUCGUGAAACAAUACUGGCAAGGGUGGCCACCCCAGGGAGGACGUAAGGCAGGAGCUAAGUGUCUGCAGUGCCCAACCUGCUGCUGCUCUCCACUGCAAUUUUGAAUCUUCUUGGCGCCACACACAAGCUGCACAUAGCCUCGAGCGUUGCAUUAGGAAUCUGUGCGACUGUACAUCAUCCUUGGCGCGUGUGAAGGAAUAGAUUUUUUUCGAGGUUUCGUGUGCCGAUAGCGAAGGUAGAUGUCUGGAAGACGUGGAUCGUCAUCUUACCCACCGCGGCACUCACCGUACGGUGGUGGAGGGAACCGUAACUACGGUGGCGGCGGCCGGCAGUACGAUGAGCGCAACAGCCAUUACGGCCAACAUGAUGGCGCGCGCAGUCCACAUACCCAGAGCCAGCCGGACAAUAGAUACCAGUCAAAGUCUAUGCCACCACCUCAACAGCAGCCAAGAUCAUCAUCCCAGCCCUCCAAGCCUUCGCCACAGCCCCAGCAACAGCAGCAACAGCAGCAACAGUCUCCUCGUCAAACUCAACAGCAACAACAGUCUCCACAACAAACCCCGCGCCCCCAGCAAGCACCAACACAAGUGAACAACAGUCAGCAGCAGAAAACACCUGUGCAGCAACAGAAGCCCUCGCCCGUUCAACAGCAGAAGAAAGACCAGGCACCAAACCAGCAAGCGACUCCACCAAAGCCAGUGGCCAAGGUAGAGCCUCCGUCUCCGGUGGCCAACCAGAACUCUCAGCCCGUCACAAAUGCUUCAAGUGGCCAGGGCACCCCCAAUGCUACAACACCCAAUUCUGCAAAUGCAACGAACACCGCAAGCAAACCAGGUGGCGAACAUGCAGAGAAUUGCAAGCUUUUUGUGUCUAAUGUGUCGAACAUGAUGAACGACGAAACGUUUCGCAAGAUGUUUGAAGAGCACGGUGAGGUGCGUGACAUCUUCCUCAACAAGACCAAGUGGUUUGGCUUUGUGCUGUUCAAGACGCAUGAACAAGCAGAGAAGGCUCUGCGCGCCCUUAAUGGCACUGAGAAGAAUGGCCGCCGGCUGAAUGUUCGAUACGCGACGCAGCAGAAACCGGACCAGGGUGGGCAGCAGGGUGGGCCUCCUGGUGUUCCUGGCCCUCAGCAGAUGCAGCAACAGCAGCAGCUGGGACCAUUUGGUGGUCCCCCUGGCCAGGGCCCACCAAUGCCUCCCCCACACCCUCAGCCUGUAAAGCGUAGCGGGGCACGUUGCCGCCUCUUUGUGGGCAACUUAGGCAACAAUAUGACAGAGGAAGAGUUCCGCCGCAUUUUUGGAGCAUACGGAGAGCUGCUUGAGGUGUUUCUGCAUGCCCAGAAGGGCUUCGGCUUUAUCAAGUAUGAGCUUCGGCAACAAGCUGAGGCGGCCAAGGCUGCCCUAGACAACACGCCUCACGAGGGCCGCUACCUGCAGGUGCGCUUUGCCACGCAGGGUUCGUCACUAAAAGUUAAGAACCUCAGCCCAUUUGUGUCCAAUGAGCUGCUGGAAGAUGCAUUCUCCAUCUUUGGCGAGAUUGACCGUGCCGUGGUCAUCGUGGACGACAGAGGCCGCUCUGUGGGCGAAGGCAUUGUGGAGUUUGCACGCAAAACAAGUGCUCUGGCUGCACUCAAGAAGGCUUCGCAAAGCUGUCUACUGCUUACCGCAUCACCUCGGCCCGUUCUUGUAGAACCACUCGAUCUGCGUGACGAGGAAGAUGGAUUUCCCGAGAAAAACAUCAACAAGAACAACCCUCAGUACCUCAAGGAGCGUGAACUGGGCCCGCGCUUUGCUGAGCCUGGCACUUUUGAGUACGAGUUCUCCAGCCGCUGGAAGAAGCUCCUGGAGCUUGAGAAGCAGAAGCGCGAAUUUCUGGAGCGCGAAAUGGAGGAUGAGCGGCGCAAGCUUGAGGAAGAGAUGGAGUACUACCGCUAUGAACACGAGACACGGCUGCUGCGUGAGCAGCUUCGCAUCAUGGAGGAGCAGAGCAAGAUCUUUCAGCAUGAGCGAGAGAUGCGCCAUGCCGAGCAGAAGCGGCGUGAGGAGAUGCGCCGCCAGGAAGAGAUGCUGCUGCGCCAGCGAGAGGAGGACAUCCUCGGCUUUACACGCCGAGAGCAGGCUGCUCAGCAAGCAGCCAGCAUGCAGCAGAUGGCACCGCCACAACAGCAACAUGAGCAGAUGGCAGCUGCGGCAGCUCAGACCAAGGCACCAGCAGCUGCCAUUGAGGGGGCCACGUUUGUCAGCACCUACGACAGUGGCACCCGUGUGUCCCGCUUCGACCAGCAGCAGCCACCACAGCAGCACUAUGGAAUGCAGGCCGACGAUGGCAGGCGCCCCGACGAGUACGCAGACAGAGACCCCAAGCGUCGCCGCUACUGAUAACUUAACUGCACUCCAUCUAACCAGGCCGUGUCGUGUCACACUCACUCUGUCGUCGUCCUUCUCCUGUAAACAUUGCUCUCUGCAUUGCACUGUCUAUCUGUCGCCCAUUAAACAUAGUUCAAACACCAAGAAA
This is a messenger RNA of Rhipicephalus sanguineus (brown dog tick), 2786 nucleotides long. RefSeq names its product splicing factor, proline- and glutamine-rich. Gene Ontology annotation, cellular component: nucleus. The coding region runs from base 512 to 2650 and encodes 712 amino acids. Lineage: Eukaryota; Metazoa; Arthropoda; Arachnida; Ixodida; Ixodidae. The transcript is spliced from 4 exons. Gene Ontology annotation, biological process: regulation of DNA-templated transcription. The record is from RefSeq and is a predicted model, not a curated record. Gene Ontology annotation, molecular function: RNA binding.